GGCGGAAUGGGUGCUCCGUUGUUGCCCCGGGCCUGGCAGCUGUAUCUCAAGGACCACCGCAUCUCUACGUUCAAGAACUGGCCCUUCUUAGAGGGCUGCUCUUGCACCCCGGAGCGGAUGGCCGAGGCUGGCUUCAUCCACUGCCCCACUGAGAACGAGCCUGACCUGGCCCAGUGUUUCUUCUGCUUCAAGGAGCUGGAAGGCUGGGAGCCGGAUGAUGACCCCAUAGAGGAACACGAAAAGCAUUCAUCUGGCUGCGCUUUCCUAACCGUCAAGAAGCAGUUUGAAGACCUGACGCUCAGUGAAUUUUUGAAGCUGGACAAAGAGCGAGCCAAGAACAAAAUUGUAAAGGAAACGAGUAAUAAGCAGAAAGAGUUUGAAGAAAGUGCCAAGAGGGUGCGCUCCGCCAUUGAGCAGCUGGCUGCCCUGGAGUGACG
This is a messenger RNA of Chrysochloris asiatica (Cape golden mole), 437 nucleotides long. It is a transcript of the gene BIRC5, whose product is annotated as baculoviral IAP repeat containing 5. The record is from RefSeq and is a predicted model, not a curated record. The transcript is spliced from 4 exons. NCBI's taxonomy places the organism in Eukaryota, Metazoa, Chordata, Mammalia, Afrosoricida, Chrysochloridae. Bases 7 to 435 code for a protein of 142 amino acids.